Molecule: messenger RNA, 5298 nt
Organism: Pseudomyrmex gracilis
Lineage: Eukaryota; Metazoa; Arthropoda; Insecta; Hymenoptera; Formicidae
Product: serine/threonine-protein kinase 11-interacting protein
Exons: 18
Coding region: 487-4134 (1215 amino acids)
Cellular component (GO): cytoplasm
Molecular function (GO): protein binding
Source: RefSeq, a predicted model, not a curated record
GGUCUCGCACUCCAUCUGUCAUGUUCCAAAUUCCGUGCUGUCAAAAUGGCAGCCUGAUUUUGACAAUACGUCGUGAUUAAUUAAUUGCGUAGUAUGUAUUUGUGCGUGUGUGUAAACAAUAAUAUUAUUGCAAUUACAUAUCAGAAACGUUUUCGCGAUGAUACCGACGAAGAAAGUUCAAUUUUUUUUUAAAUUUAAAAGUUCCAGUCGCGACGCGUGUAUUAAAGUAUUUUUUAACAAUUAUUAUGAUUUUUAAAUAAUCAACGAGAAAGAAAACACGCAUUGUCACGCUGUGUGCAUGUACAUAUAUCUAGUUUUCUAUUUCAGAAAGAGAAAGAUAGUUAAAUAUGAACCAUGAAACUUUGGCAGGGAUGUAUAUUUUUGUAUGAGUACGACGUGGUGGAAAGCCGCGGGGCACAAAGUUCAUUUUGACGAUUAUAGUGAACGAGCGAAGUAGUAAAUUCCUUGAAUAAGACAUCCUGAGACAUGGCCAGCCGUUUGCAAGACACAGUCAGCAUGCAGGGAGUAGUGGAAUUGGCAAAGAUCCUUCGGCAAAACGGCGACGAACUUCUGAGCGCCUCCAGCAAGCUCUCGCUGUCCACGAAGCUCCUCAACAGCCUCAACGAGGCGUUCUCGCUGAUCGUGGUGGAGUCCGAGGAGCUCGACACUUCGUUCCACGUGUGCAACAGUUCCAAGAUAGAUAUAUUCCACGAUGUGAAGUUCCUACACGACUUUGUGCAGAAGAUCGUUGGUCUGAAAGUGACGCAUUGUUCCUCUGACGUUAGAGUCAUCAUUGACAUUUCCAAGUUCAAACAUCUGAAAUAUCUGGAACUGAGAAAGGUGUCAAUUGAGUGGGUCAAGGGUCUGCAAAGUGUCAGAGGUCAAUUGGAAAGCAUUUUGUGUACUGGUAGAAAGGGAGUGUCUACAAUUAGUCAAUUGCUAGCUGAAUGCGGAGGUGACACUGUUGGUAUUGGAUUUGUGUGGGCAUCUCUGAAACAAUUGAUAUUGCCACACAAUGCUCUGGAACAUUUGGAUGAAUCAUUGGAAUUAGCACCUUGGCUUCAGAUAUUAGACCUGAGUCACAAUAUGAUCACUAGUGCUAAAGAGAUAUCCUGCUUAUCAAACCUGAAGUAUGUUAAUUUGGGCUACAACAAAUUGGAGGAAGUUCCUGUGUUCAAUAAGACAGCGUUACAUUUAUUACAAGUGUUGGUUUUGAAGAACAAUUACAUUGAGAACCUGAUUGGACUCGAAGGCCUAGAAUGUCUGACGGAAUUGGAUUUAUCGUACAAUUGUUUAAUGGAACAUUCAAUGCUCUGGCCACUUCAAACAAUGUCUACUCUGAUGUGGAUGUCUUUGGAGGGAAAUCCUUUGUCGUAUCAUCCGCAGCAUCGAGCGCUGUCUAUAAUACACUUGCAUCCGAGUCUGUCGGAUAGCAAGUUUGUUUUAGAUCAUUUGCCACUUUCGAAGUUGGAGAAGUCACUGAUCGCGGAAAACAGAGUCUUCACGAUACGCGCGAAUCUAUCCAAAUCUCUGAACAGCUCGAUAUCGACGUACAUGACGGACACGUCCGAGUUCACCGAGGAUGCAUCGAAUCUUCAGUCGGCUUCGUGCGAGACUUUAGAUGAUAACAGUGUGCCGAAUAGUGUACCGAAGAGCAAAAAAAAAUUGAAGAAAGUGAUUAUCGCUGAGAUCGAUCAGGAUAAGGAAGAAUUUAAGAAACUACCGGAUGUGGUUGCGUCUUCUCAUAUGAACUCGUCGAAAACUCAUUUGGAGAUGAAAGAACGCAUUAAAGCGCUGCGAGAGAAGUUCGGCGAGGACAAUUGGCUGAGCAGUCAGGGAGGAACUUUCGUCCAGAACAUUAUGGGUCUGCAUUCUUCCCCGCAACCGUCAACACCACCAAUUCCCAAGAUAAAGACUUGGACUGAUAUUACCACCGCACCGACUCUUUACGAUACUCUGAUUUAUACAAUGAAUAACGAAAACUCAUCCGACGCGUCCAAGUUGAACGAAACCACGGAAUAUGCGGUGGAAGAUGAAAAUGUUGCUCAGGACGAAGGAAUCGUGCCGGACGAACUUCCUAAUCUGGAACUUUCUAUGCCGAACGAACUUCCUGAUUCUGAUGAAGAAGUUGGAGAUUUGUAUUUUGUUCGGAAGAGGAAAAACGAUGAAGAAAUGGAGGACAUCUUCUUAGCGAUAACUCCCGAAGAUAUUAAGGAAAAAAAUACGCUUAAUGGAAAAGUGAUGUACUGUUGGUCAACGAACUCCGUACUGUCUUGCGUCCUCGGCAGAAGCGAUCCACCGACAGUCGACAUAAUUUUCGAUACCACUCGAAAGGAUCGGGAGAACAGGCGGUACUUCGUAGAACUGGAAGACGCGAAGAAAAUCGUGGCGACGCUUAACGCGCAGAUUGAAAUGCGACCGAUACUGUUGAAGAUUUUCAAAUGUAUGAAGUGUUCGACACAAUUCUCGCAGGAGGAGGAAUACGAGACGCGCGUCGUUAAGUCGCUGGCAGGUGUAAAACAGCUCAAAUGUCCCACUUGCAACAGCACUCUGGUCAUCGAAAUCGACGCUCCUUCUAACGCGGACGCCGAAACUGCGAAAACUCAAUCAGCGGAAAGUACCGUGAAGAGUAACUUGAAACAUUCUGAAUCAAUUUCCAGUAUCGGUGGAAUGGAGGGUGGAGCUAAAUCUGUCACCACUUCUCUGCACUCCGACUCUCACACCCAAGCUCAAGUCUGCUGUUCAGCGACGAGUUUGGAUGAGUCGAGGGAAUCCACGCCGUCUGCGAAUGCCAUAACGAAGAAAUACGAGAGCGACAUAGAAAUUCUCAGUAAUCCAAGUCAGAGCAGCAUCGAGGUUUUGGACGAAACCCAAAAAACAAAUGUGACGCCGAUUCGGAAGUGUUCAACGGAGGAAAAACGCGCCGCGAUCGCUUCUUCCUUGAUAACAAUUCCAGAUACCACGCCAGUCCUAACAGGCUUAACAGAGAGCAGUUCUUCAGGCUCGCUGACAGAUAGCAUAUGCACAGCGUACGAAAACAAGAUGAGCAAGUCGAUGAACAUUGAUACAAAAUCUCACAGCAGCGAUGGCGAGAAAGAAAGUGGGCUCCCUACUGUGACGAACUUAACGUCGAUGCUGGGAGGCUUGCUACAGAGCAUCAAAGUUGGCAGUAACAAAAUGCUGAAAGACGAGGAGACCUCUAGUCUUUUUGGCACCAGUGUGCAGUAUUCGUAUACCGAUUUUAGCAGUGUAGAUCACAGAAUCAAACUACAUAUCAUUCUAAAUGUGUUCGAAUAUGAAAACGAAGAGCUGGUGCUUCUUCUGAGGGCAGAAAUCUUGAUGAAUUCUACGCAAGAGACGUUUCCUGGAUGCUUGGUUUUGUCCACGUCUAAGGUUUAUGUUCUCAGAAUUGACGGUCCGGAAGGAGAAGAUCCACAGCGUUGGCUUCACAAGGAAAUCAGCUGGACGAUGGACAGACUGAGAUCCUUCGUUCCGUUGCCGUUUAAGCAAGGCGUUCUGAUCGAGUUGCAACAAUCCAGUAAGAUAGGCGAGGAACAUCUUACUAUCCCGUUACUUUGCAUCUUGCAAGACUUCCAGAGAACGUCGAAUUUCUUAUUUUAUCUCACAGAUCUACACUUGCCUCCGAGUUGCGAAGUGGAGUUCUCCGUUCCGGAGCACUGCAAUCCCUUGAUGCAAAACCUGUUAACAAAUACUGCCAAUUAUCAAAAUGGAGACGUCGUGAGAUUGCUGGCGAUAUUUUCCUCCGCGAUUCUGAAGUAUCAAAACGUCACCACUAAGCUGAAACUGUCCGGACUUAUACUGACAACUUCGGCACUGGUGAUUUUGAAAGAUAACGUUCAGUGGCUCAUACCAAGAAGCAAUCAAGUGCCUGUAGUUGCCAGAGAGCAAGCAAUGAGCAACUUGCUCUCAAUAGAACACUGUGACUCUACAUUGACUUUAAAUUUUUUGGAUGAAGUCGCAGGACUUGAAGAGAAAUGGAAUCUUUCAUUCGUUUCUCCCGGUGCUGUGGAAGCUGUAAUCAGUUCUGUGCAGUCUCCGUGGGAAGAGUUGUUCUCGAUACCUCUGCAAGUGACCAAAUGCGUUUCACAGGAUAACAAUGCGGAGAAGAUGUAAACGGUGCGCAAAUCAAAUCUUUAGUUAAUCUUUUUUGAGCAUAAAAUUAUAUACUCAAGUUCAAAAAAGAAAACAGAUUAGAAAAAUCUAUCUAAGAGGCAUUCUAUGUGUUUCUAUUUUACACUUUUUACGUAUAAUUCGAAUAUUUUAUAUACUGUUUAAUAUAUAUCAUUAUACACAUUAUAUAAGUAUACACACUACUGUAAUUACAGUAUUACUGCCAAUACGUUGUAAGUAAUAUUGCUAUAUACGCUCGGUAUUGCAAAUCGAAGGCAUGUGCUUUUUCACUUCGAAGAUUUGUUCGAUUUAUUUGAUUGAGCGGCUGUGUUUGCGUUCAGGUGCUUAAACGCCUCCGAUUUGCAAAAUCGAAUCGUGUAAAACAGCAGUCUGUAUAUCGUUGGAUUUUGAUUCGUGAUACAUCUUUUGUGUAAUGUUUGAUAUUUUAAACCAAGUCCACGAAUUCACAUCACACAAAUACAAAGAUAUAGAAUAGUAGACUAUAGAGAAAUAUGUAUAUAUAUUAUAAUUAAUAUUCUAUAUACAAUAUGUAAAUAUAUUUAUAUAUGUAUAUAGACUUUUUUUGUGCACGGUUUGCGAAUUGAAACCGCGUUCGUGUCGCUUAUUUUUUUUAUGUUUUGUGGACAUUUCAGUUCAAUGACACAAGUUCAGUGACGCAAACGCGGCUCCAAUCCGGAAAUUGUGCGCAUGAAUUUUUGCAACAUACCGCGAAAGCAUCGAAUAUCAUGUAUACAGACUAUCGAUAUAGUGUAGCGUAGUAAAAUCGUAUGGUGCUAUCUCAGGCAUUAUAAUAUUUCCAAUUGGAGAUUCUUUCUUUCACACGUGAUGACUCUUUUCUACAUCUCAAGAUCUUUCUUUUAUGAUAUUCAGCGCAGUGCAAUAUAUAUUUUGUGGAGUUGAGAGAAAUUGAGAUAUUUAAUUUCUCGCGAAUCCGACAUUCGAGUUGAUCAACUUCUGAUUGUAACUGUUUGACUGUGAUAUGUAUAUUUCGAGAUUUACAAUAAAUACCGAAAAAAAAAAAAGAAAAAUUAUCAUAGACACAUUGUAUAUAUUCAACGAAGAUACACAUGUAAUUUUGUUUUGUAACGAAGUAUAUACGUGCUACAACCUCAAGAUGCACAUAUUUUUCUUCCACUCACCUACAGU